AUGAAGAUUUGGAGCACGGAGCAUGUUUUCAGUUACCCGUGGGAGACGGUGAUCAAGGCUGCCAUGAGAAAGUACCCCAACCCCAUGAACCCUAACGUGGUCGGCGUGGACGUGCUGGACCGCAGCCUGGACGCCCAGGGACGCCUGCACAGCCACAGACUCCUUAGCACAGAGUGGGGCCUGCCGAGCAUCGUACGAGCGAUACUGGGAACCAACCACACACAAACCUACGUGAAGGAGCACUCCAUCGUCGACCCACAGGAGAAAAAGAUGGAGCUGUGCUCAACAAAUAUUACUCUGACCAACCUCAUAUCAGUGGACGAGAGGCUUGUUUACACGCCCCACCCAGACAACCCUGAGGUUACCGUCCUGACCCAGGAGGCCAUCAUCACAGUCAAGGGAGUCAGUCUAAGCAGUUACCUGGAGGGGAUGAUGGCCAUGAGAAUGUCGGCCAAUGCCAGGAAGGGCUGGGAUGCUAUUGAGUGGAUUAUUCAGAACUCUGAAACAGAGAACAUUCCUCUCUGA
Messenger RNA from Limanda limanda (common dab), 525 nucleotides. It is a transcript of the gene prelid3a, whose product is annotated as PRELI domain containing 3A. The transcript has 6 exons. Gene Ontology annotation, molecular function: phosphatidic acid transfer activity. Gene Ontology annotation, cellular component: mitochondrial intermembrane space. Gene Ontology annotation, biological process: phospholipid transport. Bases 1 to 525 code for a protein of 174 amino acids. The record is from RefSeq and is a predicted model, not a curated record. Lineage: Eukaryota; Metazoa; Chordata; Actinopteri; Pleuronectiformes; Pleuronectidae.